Closterium sp. NIES-67 is the source of this 625-nucleotide messenger RNA. NCBI's taxonomy places the organism in Eukaryota, Viridiplantae, Streptophyta, Zygnematophyceae, Desmidiales, Closteriaceae. The record is from the annotation of a GenBank genome assembly.
UAGUUCGUUCAACACUCCUCCUGCAGGAAGGGUUGGCCGCCUUUCUGAAGUUGAGGGGCAGCUUCGGCACGGCUGAGACCAUCAGUGACCGGAAGUUGGUGAAGGAGGGAAGUUAUUCCAUGGAGGCAUGGUGGGAGUGGCACGGCACUGACCACCCCUUGCUCAUGGCCCUUGCUUACCGUGUGCUAACUCAGCUGGUGUCCGCAUCCAGCUGCGAGCGCAACUGGGCGGUGUGGGAUACUGUCCACACCGCCCGACGCAACCGGCUGGGUUCAGAAAAGUGCAAGGACCUGGUUUACGUUGCGCACAACUGGCACAUGGCCGACGAGGGGGUGGGGGUGGUUUCCGGGAGCAUCCUGGACGCCCCCGUCCCUGCGGGGUACAGGGUGGAUCGGGAGGAGGAGGAUGAGGAGGGCGAAGAUGAGGAGCUGCUGGACGAGUACCUGUAGAGCAGAGCAGGAGAGGGUUAGGCGGGUGGUUUGGGGGAGGCUUACCUGAGAUGGGUGGCUGGCUGGUUGUUGGAGGAGUUUGGAACCCUUGACAUGCCCUUGGUGGCCUGAACUAUUUAUUUAUUACCAUGCUAAAUGAUGCCACAUUUGGUGGGGGGAAUUUGGUGCUCUGGACC